AUGGCCCUCGGAUCUUCCGCGAAUAGCAUCGAAAUUCUCCAGAUGAAAACGCUAGCACUGGCAACGUGUGCGAGACUACCUUUGAUUUAUCCAUUCGUGCCAAUCUCGAAUGUAUUGUCCUCAGAGCUGAGAGCUUCGCUCUAUCGGUUUGGAGCCUUCCGCUUAGCAGCUCCUGACACCACACAACGCAAUUACAAAACUGUCGUCCAAAAGCCAGUGGCUACUAAGAUGAAUGCGACGAAAUACUCUGCAUUUGCGUCAGAGCGCGUUCGUGGGAAGACUGCGAUAUAUAAAGAAAGCGCCUAUUAUUUCCGAAAUGACGUCGAACCAAAGUAUUCCAAGGGUCCGUCAGACAACCUGUUUCUUUCAGUCAAAGCCUUAAAUACAGAGUUGGCCCCAAUCAGGCUGGAUUUGUUGAAUACUUUGUCGCAAGUUCUGUCGCAAUCACCCGCAAAAGAUGAUGUUACUCUAACGGGUGACUCGGCUCUCAAUUCGACUACUGUUGGCGUCCACUACUAUGACCCCUUUCGCUGUCUUUCCGACCGCAGCGAGUAUCUGAGUCCGUCGCAUAAGGACAGCGGCACAUUGACGAUUCUAUUCCGGACUCAUGGUAAAGACGACGGCUUGGGGGUUGCUGAUCUCGAAACCACUGAAAAACGAGGCAGCGAAGAUGUCGGGUCGGAGGCAUCCUACCAGUCCCUACCAGGGAGCGAUAUGACUGAGGUGGUCGUCUUCGCGGGUAUAAGACUACAAAACUUAAUCGGGCAAGACCGAGUUCGAGCUUCCGUACACAGAGUACGUGCGCCCAGCCCCGAAAGCUGUACAGAAUCCUGUGUGCCGCGCUUUAGUAUAGUGAUGUUCUGCGCUCCUUCCAUACCUGCUGCUCGGAUUACCCCCCACUCCUAG
Messenger RNA from Penicillium diatomitis, 906 nucleotides. RefSeq lists its product as uncharacterized. The record is from RefSeq and is a predicted model, not a curated record. The coding region runs from base 1 to 906 and encodes 301 amino acids. Lineage: Eukaryota; Fungi; Ascomycota; Eurotiomycetes; Eurotiales; Aspergillaceae. The transcript is spliced from 4 exons.